AAACAGUUGUGUGCUGUUUUAUUUUGCCAAUUCUGUGUACUUGUGACUAGUGCAUGCGAGUGUUGAAAGUGCUAGAGAACACAAAUACUCACCAUUAUCAUGAUUAAUCAUCACACGAUGGCCAGCUUGGGACAUCCGCACUACGGGUUUGCGCUCAGCAACGGGAUGGACAUACCGCCGGCGGCGGACUUUGCCCCCCAGCCACACCACAGCCCCAACUCACCGACCGACCAUCUUGGGCUGAAGCGUGGUCUCACCUUCCCGGCAUCCUCGCUGGCCAGCCUGCAGGGUCACGGGGCGAUGCAUGGGGCGGCCCAUCACCAUCACGCCUCACUCGGACAGAAUGGAGCCGCGGGUGGUGGAGGUAUGGGUGGUGGCGGCGGUGGUGGUGUCAAUGGACAGACCUCCCCCGGCCAGGAAGGACACAUCAAGCGGCCGAUGAACGCGUUCAUGGUGUGGUCCCGACUGCAGCGCCGCCAGAUCGCAAAGGACAACCCGAAGAUGCACAACUCGGAGAUCUCGAAGCGGCUCGGCUCGGAGUGGAAGCUGCUAACCGAGGCCCAGAAGCGCCCAUUCAUCGAUGAGGCGAAGCGACUGCGGGCAACGCACAUGAAGGAGCAUCCCGACUACAAGUAUCGGCCACGCCGCAAGCCCAAGAACCCGCUGGCCAGUGCGGCGAACGGGCUGGGAGCGCUGGGCGCCAUGCAGCAGAGCGGCAAGGCCGGUUCGCUCGGAUCCUCCUACCCGUUCCCGCAGCUGCCGCCCUAUUUUGCCCCGGCCCAUCCGCUGCAGCAGCUCGAGCAGCACUACCCGGUGCCGUACUUUGGCAGCUUCGAUCCCCUCACCCUGCAGAAGCUGCACCAGUCGCAGCAGCAAAGCGUCCACCAGGCGGGCCAUUCGCCCGUCGGCGGGUUGGGCGGUGACAGUGGCAAACAGUCGGCCGGACAGCAGCUUCCACCUACCUCGCUCAGCUCGUUCUACUCGAACAUUUACGCCGGCAUCUCGGCAUCGGCGGCGGCCGCACCGCUCUAUGCCGCGCACUCCAACAGCCUGUACAACACCUCGUCCACGUCGUCCGCGUCGCCCGGUUCGAGCCCGAGCGCAUCCCAGUCCACGCUGCCCGAUCUGGAGAACGCGAUGAGGCGACCGGUGCAGGUCAUCUACUAGGAAGAAUAGGAAGCAGAAGAAGCGUUAGAGAAUCUAGAGGAGCCACUGUUCUGUGAACAUGUGGCGUACGUUUUAAUUUUACGUAAAAUCCCGUUCCUCCCGUAUUCCCCCCUUCUUUACCCAGUUAGGCUAGUGUGUGUGUGUGUGUAUGUCGAUCAGUGUAUUUGUAUGUGUAAAUAGUUAGAGUAAAAAGCAGAUGCAGCCUCACACACUCUUCGGGUUGGUUUCGCCUCCUCCGGCAAAAUCCGGAGGGAGAUAUUUGUUUUAAUUUAUUCUGCUGGCCUGCUCGCUCAGAGACUCUAGAGGAGUCGCAUUUCCCAUUUUUUGGUAAUAGGAGAAUUUUAACACUUUUAAUUAAUAAGACGCAAAACAACAGACAUACACACGCAAAAAGUGGAGCGGAAAAUAGGAGAAAUAAGGGUUCGUUUUGGAGCGCUUUUUGUUUGGAGCGUUUCGUAAGCGGGAACCAACAAACCGUAGGAACAUUAUACCUCUCGAUUUAUUAGUUUUGUUUUUUUUUGUUUAUUUUGGGUUAGGUUUUUUUA
Messenger RNA from Anopheles coluzzii, 1712 nucleotides. Its product is annotated as SOX domain-containing protein dichaete. Gene Ontology annotation, biological process: cell differentiation; anatomical structure morphogenesis; positive regulation of transcription by RNA polymerase II. The record is from RefSeq and is a predicted model, not a curated record. The transcript has a single exon. Gene Ontology annotation, molecular function: DNA-binding transcription factor activity, RNA polymerase II-specific; RNA polymerase II cis-regulatory region sequence-specific DNA binding. The coding region runs from base 100 to 1167 and encodes 355 amino acids. NCBI's taxonomy places the organism in Eukaryota, Metazoa, Arthropoda, Insecta, Diptera, Culicidae.